UGGCUCCUUGGAUGGCUUGAGAUCUUCUUCUUUAACAUGUGAUUUGUUCGGUCGAAAUUAUGGUUGUAGCUGGGGUCCCAUCGUGUCCCCUAAAUUUUAUCCACUCACAAUUUCACACAAACUAUACUUAAAUUGCAUCAAUAAGAUUGUUAUACUAUGCUUGUGGUAUUGCAGUUUAUUGGAGGAAGGGGACACAAUAUUGACCUUUGAAGGAGACAAGAGAAAGUGUUCUAUGAAAAUAGUUCUUAAAGUUCAUAAUCCCCAGUUUUAUUGGAAGAUUAUGACACGGGCUGAUUUAGGCCUUGCUGAUGCAUAUAUUGAUGGGGAUAUUUCUUUCACCGAUGAAAAUGAAGGUCUUCUAAACCUCUUUUUGAUUCUUAUUGCCAGCAGAGAGUCAAAGUCCUCUAUCUUGAAAUUGAAUAAGAGAAGGGGUUGGUGGACACCAUUGAUAUUUACGGCUGCUAUAGGAUCUGCAAGCUAUUUUUUGAAGCAUUUUUCAAGGCAAAAUACUCUUACACAGGCACGCAGGAACAUCUCUCGUCAUUAUGAGCUGAGUAAUGAACUUUUUGCUCUGUUCCUGGACGAAACAAUGACAUACUCCACCGCUGUAUUUAAGAAGGAAGAUGAGGACUUAAAGGUUGCGCAGCUGAGAAAAAUGUCUACUUUAAUUGGAAAGGCAAGAAUUAAUGAGAGGCAUGAAGUUCUUGAUAUUGGGUGUGGCUGGGGAAGCUUUGCUAUUGAAGUUGUCAAUCGAACUGGAUGCAAAUACACUGGCAUCACUUUGUCUAAUGAGCAACUAAAACUUGCGGAAAAGAAAGUGAAAGAUGCUGGCCUUCAGGACCGCAUUAAGUUUCUUCUUUGUGAUUACCGCCAAUUGCCAGAUUCCUACAAAUAUGACAGAAUUAUAUCCUGGAUUGAACUGCAAAACGUUUGA
This is a messenger RNA of Quercus lobata, 934 nucleotides long. Its product is annotated as probable fatty acid methyltransferase. Gene Ontology annotation, biological process: lipid biosynthetic process. The coding region runs from base 233 to 934 and encodes 233 amino acids. Gene Ontology annotation, molecular function: methyltransferase activity. The record is from RefSeq and is a predicted model, not a curated record. NCBI's taxonomy places the organism in Eukaryota, Viridiplantae, Streptophyta, Magnoliopsida, Fagales, Fagaceae. The transcript has 9 exons.